ACAGAGAAACCUGAACGCAGCACACAAAGCAAUGAAUUGAAGGGGUGAGCAGGACGGUGAAAACAAAAAUGGACAUCGAUCGAAUAUAACGAAGCUGUUUGUCUAUGUCAGACCUCUGACUGGCACUUCAAAAAGAACCUGAGGGGAGAAAAGUGAAAGAACCAUGGAGGCUCGCUUUGGUAAUAUUGUAUUCAGCUCCAAGUUUGACUCAGGGAACCUGGCACAGGUGGAAAAGGUGGAGAAGGGCAGUUCCAGCCCUUCCUCUGAUACAGCUUCCAGCGGAAGUGCCUCCUCAGGGUCAACCCUUACCCCUGACUACGAGUUCAACGUGUGGACGCAGCCAGACUGCGCUGGCACAGAACAUGAGAAUGGAAACCGAUCAUGGUUUUACUUCAGUGUGCGAGGUGCAGCACCAGGGAAGAUACUGAAGAUCAAUGUGAUGAACAUGAAUAAUCAGAGGAAGCUGUAUAGCCAGGGCAUGGCUCCUCUUGUACGCACCUUACCUGGCAAGAACCGGUGGGAAAGGAUCAGAGACAGACCCACAUCUGAGAUUGUAGAUAACCAGUUCAUCCUCUCAUUCACUCACCGGCUGUUGGAGGUGCGAGGGGCCACCACCUACUUCUCGUUCUGCUACCCAUUCUCUUACAGUGAGUGCCAGGAGAUGCUGCAGCAGUUGGAUGAGAGCUAUCCCAAUGCUACUCAACUCAGCCCAAGCAGUGCACCAGGCAGUGUGUAUUAUCAUAGGGAGUUGCUGUGCCAUUCUCUGGAUGGCAAUAGGGUGGACCUGCUCACUGUGACCAACUGCAGCGGGAUGCUGGAGGAGCGAGAACCCCGCCUGCCCAAACUGUUUCCCGACACCAACACUCCCAGACCACAUCGCUUCCCCAGCAAAAGGGUGUUUUUUCUCAGCAGUCGGGUGCACCCAGGGGAGACGCCCUCAUCCUUUGUGUUCAACGGUUUCCUAAACUUUAUUCUAAGAAGAGAUGACCCCCGUGCUCAUGCACUUCGAAACAUGUUUGUGUUCAAGCUCAUUCCCAUGCUCAACCCAGACGGGGUUAUCCGUGGACACUACAGGACUGAUUCCAGGGGAGUGAACUUGAACAGACAAUACCUGAACCCCAGCCCUGAGAUGCACCCAUCCAUCUAUGCAGCCAAAACACUGUUGCUCUACCACCACACACACAACCGCUUGCACAAUACACAGUCCAGCUCUCACUUCAACAGCCCUACACACACACAGAGCCCUCCUCUCAACAGCAAUCCCGCCAACCAGCAUCAAGCUCCUCCCCUCACUACCCUUGAUGCCAGCUUGAACCAACAAAUUACAGAGAAGGACGCAAAUCCUGCGCAACCCGAAAUUCCCAUGGUGAUGGAGGAAAACGUCUGGGUCACCACGGAGAUGGGGAAAGGAGACCAUAACAGCUCAUCGAGCUCCUCAGAGACUGUAGCCCCUGUUACUGUAGAGGUAACAGUCCCAGUGGUGGAGGAGCAGGAAUCAAUUCCGCCCCAGGAGGGAGGCGUGGCAUAUUAUGUGGACUUACAUGGCCAUGCCUCUAAACGUGGAUGUUUCAUGUAUGGGAAUAGCCUUCCUGAUGAGAGCCAGCAGGUAGAGAACAUGCUGUACCCGAGGCUGAUCGCUGUGAACUCUGCCCACUUUGAUUUCCUUGGCUGUAACUUCUCUGAGAAAAACAUGUAUGCACGAGACAAGAGAGAUGGGCAGUCUAAAGAAGGCAGUGGGCGGGUGGCCAUACACAAGGCCAUAGGGCUGCUUCACAGCUACACUUUGGAGUGCAAUUACAACACUGGAAAAACCAUGAACACCAUCCCACCUGCCUGCCACGACAAUGGGCGGGCAACCCCCCCUCCACCUCCAUCAUUCCCUCCGAAAUACACUCCAGAAAUAUUUGAACAGGUGGGGCGUGCUGUGGCUGUCUCAGCUCUGGACAUGGCAGAGUGUAACCCCUGGCCACGACUGGUUCUGUCUGAGCACAGCUGCCUGACAAAUCUCAGAGCCUGGAUCCUCAAGCACGUCCGCAACACCAAAGGCCUCAACACACACAUCCACGCUCACCCUCCAUCAAGAAUACACCACAAUGGCAGCAAGGCUUCACCGCCAAAGAAUUUCAAUAACUGUCUGUCUGGCUCUGCGUCAGAGAACACCCUCAGCCGCAUUCGCUGCAACAGUCACAGUAGCAGCAGCCAGACGCCCUCCCCAAAGAUGCACAGCUCUCCGAGCUUUACUUUUGGCUGCCCCCCACCCCGAACUCACACGCAGCACAACAGCACACACACAAGCGGACGUGGAGGCAACAAGACACUCGGGCCAGUCAGAGACCCUAAGCCUCAGGAAAAGAGACGUCCCCCCCACCACCGCUCCAUCCUCCGGUCUCCCAGCAACAGCCACACACCCUCACGCCCCCCUCUGUCACCCCCUUCCUCCUCCUCCUCCUCGUCUUCCUCAGUGUGUGCAGCGGGCUCUUGUCCCCUCCCGGCCUCCGUCAGUAUGACAGGCCUCAGCUGUCCAGACUUUAAGGCUGGGGGACCGAGUUCAGAGGGUUGGUCCAGAAUGCCUUUCCCCAUGCGUCCCGGGCGUGUGGGGAGAGGGUGCCGAACUCUCACAAUCACUCACCACCCCACAGAGGCCCGUACAAAGACUGCUAAAGACUUGGGGCCUGAACACAUUCUUUCUUCCAUCAAAUUUAGCAAGUGUGAGCUACAACCUCAAACGAGCCGCAUCCCCAUCCGGAAGGUGGGGUCAACUGACACGCCAGUCACACGUGACAGUAAAACAACCCCUGCUGGCAGUAGUCCAUCCUCAGCUGGAGAGAAAGAGGAGUCGGCCACCAUGAAGGUCUGGAAGCUGCUCAGACCAGGCCUCCACCGACACCUGUCUCUGUCAGGUGUAGCGGGGAAAGAUGGUGCCAUACAUCUGGCCUCUAGAGCACUAAUGAGGAAGAGCUCAGACAGGAGUUUACACUACAAAGGGAAUGCUAUCAUAGAAACUGCAACAGAGAUGGAUGAAACAUUGCAACAGGUUGAGGAAACCCCAGUGAUGCCUCUGCCUGAACCUGUGAACAUGUGUGAGACAGUGACCCUGUGUGGAGAAGCCUAGGAACUGCACAGAAGAGGAGGCACUUGUGCAUUUGCUUACUGUCUAAAUUACCAUAUAGUGAUCAAAACCAUUUUAAAAUAGUAUCGGAGAUUGUCAUCACAGGAUUAUCUGGGGCAUCUUAAUGUGCAAUACAACAUUUUUUUAUCUUUAUUUAUUCAGUUUCCUGAGCAUGCAUAGUGUCAUUAUCCAUGCUGUUCAACAUAGUCAUACCUAAGAGCUAGCCUAGUACAACAGCUGAGCAGUUUUACUGGGGCAGCUGGGGGUUAAGUGCCUUGCUCAAUGACACCACAGUAGUGGUUGAGGUAGGGGAGAGGCACACACUUUCCCCAUCCCAGUUUUCCAACUGAUGAAGAUCCAAUGACUUGAAAUAUCCUUAACAGUUCAGCUUCCAUCACUGUAUCUCACUUUUGUGUUUGUGUAAUUUUAGUCCUUUCCUUCUGCUGUUCCCUCCCCACAAAAGAUGGUAAAUGCACUCUGACCAAUACUGGUAUGGACUGAUAAAUAUAGUGUAUGGUCUCACAGUCAACCAUUUGUACUGUCACAGCAAAGGGUUGACUUUUAUUCCCUUAUGAGCACGACAGCACCUUUACAACCUCCUAUAUUUCCUUUGUGGGCUUAGAAACAAAUGUGUGAGAGAAGUACGUAUUUAAUGUAAUUAUUCCAUAAGUUGUUUGUGGUUUGCAUAUAAUACCCAUAUAAGGUAUUCACCCCCUGUUGGACUUUUUCAUGGUUUGUUUUACCAUAAAGGUCAACAGAAAAAAAAACUGAAAUGUUAAACUGAAAGUUAAAUGAAAAUAUAAAACAGUAGUCAGUGUUGUCGUGUUAGAGAGCCAUAUGUACCAAAUGAUUUUAGGAUGAAUAUACUUGUAUCUGGAAGGUCCACUCAAGAUAAAUAGUUAGGAAAGGACUUAACAAACAAAUCCAUGACAAAGUUACAGAAAAGUACCAAAUAAGAGAAUGAGUAAUAAGAGUACUUUAAGGACAGUCAGUAAAAAUAAGGCAUUUGAGACAGCUGUAAACCUACCUACCUAUAUCAGGCCACCCUCAGAGACUUAAGUGUCCGUGUGAAAAUGGCACUCAUGGGGCAGACCACCAAAAACUUAAGAUAUAAACCAGAGACAACAUCCCCGUUAUGAGACCUGGUGGGGUCAGCAUCAUGCUGUGGGUGUGCCUCUCUGCAGCAGGGCCUUGGAGGCUUGUGGGGUUGGAGGGGGGGGGGGGGGGUGAAAUGAAUGCAGCAAAACACAGAGGAAUACUAAAGCAAAACCUGCUUUCGCCUGCUGGGGAACUGCAACUUGGGGCAUUCAUUUUCCAAGUUUGAAUCCAAAGUUGAUACAGACCUAAAUCGUAUGACUAAUGACUGCAGUUGUUAUUUUAAAUAUGAUGAUGAGGGAUGAAUACUUAUCCAAUCAAAUGUUUUGUUAUUUAUUUUGUUAUUUAUAAUUAACACUGAUAAACCUUUAGAGGUUAAUUUUACUUUGUUUUGAGUGUCAACAAUUUACUUAGAUCUGUCAUCAUUCUACUUUAUAAAACCUGAAACAGUCCAAGGGUGGGUUCAUACUUUUAUGGGCAAUAUAUAUUUAUAUUGAAAAUACUCUCUGUCUCAUUCCUGAAGAGCUCUUUGCUCCACAGCACACUAAUAAGGGAACAAAUUAUACACAGACACACACACAUACAUAUCUGUAUGUACAUAUAUAAAAGGAAACCUGACUGAGAUGAUGUUGGACUUGAAUAAACUUGAAGUAUAAAUAA
Messenger RNA from Lates calcarifer (barramundi perch), 4864 nucleotides. RefSeq names its product AGBL carboxypeptidase 5 (gene agbl5). The record is from RefSeq and is a predicted model, not a curated record. The transcript is spliced from 17 exons. Gene Ontology annotation, biological process: proteolysis; protein deglutamylation. The coding region runs from base 164 to 3112 and encodes 982 amino acids. NCBI's taxonomy places the organism in Eukaryota, Metazoa, Chordata, Actinopteri, Centropomidae. Gene Ontology annotation, molecular function: zinc ion binding; metallocarboxypeptidase activity.